Aspergillus oryzae RIB40 is the source of this 486-nucleotide messenger RNA. It is a transcript of the gene cyp1, whose product is annotated as putative peptidyl prolyl cis-trans isomerase (CypC). The record is from RefSeq and is a predicted model, not a curated record. The transcript has 3 exons. Gene Ontology annotation, cellular component: catalytic step 2 spliceosome. Gene Ontology annotation, biological process: protein peptidyl-prolyl isomerization; protein folding. Bases 1 to 486 code for a protein of 161 amino acids. Lineage: Eukaryota; Fungi; Ascomycota; Eurotiomycetes; Eurotiales; Aspergillaceae. Gene Ontology annotation, molecular function: peptidyl-prolyl cis-trans isomerase activity.
AUGGCGACUGACGUAGCUUUUGAUACGAGCAUGGGCUCGUUCACGGUAGAGCUUUAUAAUUCGCAUGCACCAAAGACUUGUAAGAACUUUGCGACACUCGCGCAAAGAGGUUACUACAACAAUGUCAUCUUCCACCGCAUCAUUCCCAACUUCAUGGUCCAGACUGGUGAUCCCACCGGCACUGGCAGAGGAGGAAGCUCUAUUUACGGCGAGAAGUUCGAGGAUGAGAUUCGUGCAGACCUCAAACACACCGGUGCUGGCAUUUUGAGCAUGGCGAAUAGUGGACCAAAUACCAACGGCAGCCAAUUCUUCGUAACCCUUGCCCCAACCCCGUGGCUGGAUGGCAAGCACACAAUCUUCGGCAGGGUCAAGAGCGGAAUGAGAGUGAUUCAGCGCAUGGGACUUGUUAAGACAAAUGGAGAAGAUAGACCGGUGGAUGAGGUCAAGAUCAUUCGUGCUCGGGUCGUUGAAGAAGGCGAAGAGUGA